Mytilus trossulus (common blue mussel) is the source of this 3498-nucleotide messenger RNA. Its product is annotated as phosphatidylinositol-glycan-specific phospholipase D-like. The record is from RefSeq and is a predicted model, not a curated record. Gene Ontology annotation, molecular function: GPI anchor phospholipase D activity. Gene Ontology annotation, cellular component: extracellular matrix; extracellular region. Lineage: Eukaryota; Metazoa; Mollusca; Bivalvia; Mytilida; Mytilidae. The transcript is spliced from 25 exons. Bases 301 to 2871 code for a protein of 856 amino acids.
GGCUCUCUACGAAUAUUACCCUGGACUACUUAUUAUUAUAAACUAAAAUAUCUAAUAUAUCACAGGUAAUUGUUUCUUGCGUAUGUAAAACAACUAUAAUAAAUACAUUCUUUCUGAGAUGUUAGACAAUUUUUUCAUAAGGUCAUGAAGGAAGUGACAGAGACAGACAUGACAGAGUAACCGGAAUAAUAUUGGCAUUCAGUCGGAAAACAGUGCUACCUCCUGCUAGGUAUUCUCAUUUUUGAAAUGAAUUCAGGUGUCAGGAAAUGAAUUUAAAAGACCUAUUGAGGAAUUGAGACCAUGUUUACAGUAUCAGUAUUAUUCACCUGUUUAACAUGUUUAAUGCAGUUUAUCUCAUAUGGUAGUGGAUGUGGUACUGUCACUCACAUGUUAAUCAGUGGGAGAGCUAGAGAAUUUUAUGAUGCCAAUGAUAAAUAUAAUAAUUAUAGACAGUUAUUGGACAAACAUAGAGAUGCAUUACAAGCAGGAAGUGGUUACCCAGAUUCAUUUUAUGGUCCCACUUGUUUUGGGGAUAAAUUCCACAAUGUGUCAGAAGAUACACACUGGACUCCCUUUCUGAAUGCAUCUGUGAAUUACAUAAGACGGACGUAUCCACAACCAUGGGAAAUGGAAACAGAGAAAUUGGUUGUAUUUUUGUUUGGAAUUGUAUCUCAUCAGACAGCAGAUAUUUUAUGGCAUAGUCUUGGUAUAGCUCAGGGAUUUCUAACCACAAUGGGAGAUAUAAAUUUCCAUGGAGAUUACACGUCUGCUCACCAUUUUGGCGACCUUGGUGGUGAAUUUGUGAGUCUUAUAGACUUAGAUGCUGAUUUAGUAGUUGACCUUAAGCAGAAAUGGUACAUACCAUCAAAAGAUCUAUUCAAUAUUUAUAGAGAAUUUUAUGGAACAACAAAGAUAACUCUGUCAGAUAUAGAAACUUGUUCUUCUUGGAUUCUACUAGAAGGUGUAGGAGAAGCACUUGCCAAAUCUGAGAUAUAUUCAGGUGUUGUUGAUAGAAGUCCAUUUCUGGUAGAGGAAAUGGAGAAUUAUUUUGUUGGUGGAGUAAAUGAUAUGGUUGGAUGGACACAGAGAAGUUGGAACAAUGUUGUCACAAUGCUUAACAAGGGAACUGACGUUUGCAACCUGCCGUACAAUCCAUUAUUUGUAACUUGUAACAAAAGUUCAACAUUUUUAAAGUAUAACCAUGAAGAGAAAAUCAGAAAUGGUUAUUAUGUGAACCGUGGUAAACAUGGAAUUACACAGGAAGAUUUUAACAUCACUAAAACAGCCAGAGGGAUAAUAAUUGAGUUAGGACAGAAACUGAAGAAUGAAAUACAGUGGAAAUAUAAAGAAAUCAGCAAACUUAAAAGAAAGCUUUUUAGGGAAAGAAAAAUUGAAUCAGAAAAAAAGAAACCGAAUAUACCAACUAGAAAAUUGCUGGUAAAUGGAUCUUAUGCCAGAUUUGGAUGGUCAAUUUCUUCAGGAGACAUAGACAAAGAUGGCUACACUGAUGUUGUUAUAGGGUCUCCUGGUUACAGUCAUGUAAACAACUGGCAGACAGGAAGAAUAUAUAUUGUUCAUGGCAGUGAGUCCAGAACAGAUUUGUUUAAUAAUGAAGCUAUCAAUUUGGAUGAUCAUAAGCUGGAACAGCUAAAUGUCUCCUUUAUAGAGGGUGCUGACAAGAAACAGUCAAGAUUUGGCACCAGUGUAACUGUUCUAGAUAUUAAUCUAGAUGGAGUUCAUGAUAUUGUUGUAAGCAGUCCAUCUUAUUGGAAUGACAGUCCCCUGGAUUAUAAUGGCUUGGUAUCAGUUUAUCUGGGCCAGUUGAACAAGAGACAGUACAGUAAACCAGAUGUUGUUAUUACUUGUAAGGUAAAAUAUUGUAACCUAGGUUAUAGUUUAAACAAAGCAGACGUAAAUAAUGAUGGAUUCCCUGACCUACUUAUUGGUUCACCAUAUUAUACAGCUGGAUAUGAACAGAGUGGAAUUAUUGCUGUACUGAUGGCUUCCAAAAACAUUAAAGCCAAAAGUGUCUAUGAAUUUGAAAAGCUACAGACAAAACUGUUACCAGAAAAGCAGCAACCUUAUGCAUGGUUUGGACAUAGCAUCACAUCCAAAGGAAAUACAGUAAUGGUCAGUUCACCCAAUUACAGAAAGUUUUUCUUAUCAAAUUGUUCUUACUCUCAGAAUGAUAUACAAGUAAUAGGACAAUCUCACAUCUUCAGUUUUGACAAGAAACAACCAAAUUUAACCCUAACAGGAAGCUCCGUAUACCAGUCAACAGGCUACAGUGUUGACAUAGGAUUCCCUUACGAUAAAGAGAACUUAGUUCUUGCCUACAGUAUACCUGGCAAUGAUGUUGAUGGUAGAUUUAACUAUUUUACUGAAGAUAUUUACAGAGCAGGCAGUGUUAUAUUAGUUAAUUACACAAGUAAAGAUGGAAAUAUUUUAGCACAGUUUGAUGGCAACAGAAAAUAUGCAAGAUUUGGACAAGAUGUUAAGUUUUGUGACUUGAACAGUGAUGGUUUUGAUGAUUUGAUAAUAAGUGAGCCUAAUCGAAUAAAAGAUAGAUCUGAAUGGCAGUACAUCAAAAAUGGAAGAAUAUAUGUGUUUUAUGGAGGUAGCCAGAUGCCAUCAGGAAAAGCUACAUUUUCCCCAUCAUGUGACUUAGAACAGCCCUGCCCAUUCAACGUGGCAAACUUUACAUCAGACUCUUUAAAUGAGCAAAGUAAUAAUGGACAUUUUGUUUAUAAUGUGUCUGACAAACAUGGGGUAUAUUUAUAUUCAGCUGAUGUAGCUUCUGAUGCAGGAUUUUAUCAUCAUGGAGCAGGAAGACGAUCUGGUGUGGUUUGGAGAUAUUAUUUCAAACAUUAAUUGUAUAGCAGUUAUCCAGGGAUGAAGAUGACAUAACAGCCCGUCAUCAUCAGAGUUAACACUAACAUGUAAAAGAUGUCACCUCUGAUGAUUAAUUAUCAUUGAAAUUGCUACUGUUAGAUAUUGCCAAACUUAUCUCAUAAUAGAGGCACUAUAGCUCAAGGUCAUAAAACUUUACUCAGAUUAACUCAGUACAUUAUUUGUACUUGAAACAAGUCCAGUAUUCUGAUCGGCUGAGUUAGAUAAUUGUAUUUGAAAUGUUUAUAUCUGCUAAGCCUGGACACAAAUUUGACUCUAUCUAAAGAUCAAGCCUAUCAAUGUUACAUCAUGAGUUUGUAAUGGGUGAUGGAACAAAUUCUUCAUCAGUUGAGAUUUUUUCAGGUAAAACAAGAGAUACUCAGGACUUCUCUCACAAGAGUUGUCUCUCCUUGAGAUUUAUUUCAUAGCUUAAUUAAUAGUAUCUUUAUGAAAUAAAAUCAUGCAGCUCAGUAUAUAGGCAUAUAUAUUGAUAAAUGGAUAUUUUUUUAGAUAAUGGUACAUUCUAUUAAAUAUUCUUUAUUUGACCAGUACUUCAAGCUUUUCCAUUUAAGAAAGCAAAUUGGUAUAUAUUAUUCGUGCAAUUUAGAA